UAUGAAAAUACCGAAUCCUACUAAUUACGUCACUUUUGUCUUGAGCCGACUUCGCCGUCGGCCAGAAAGGGGCACCUGGCUCACGCCCGGGAGGCAUCCCGGUUCCAAAACGAAUACACAAGUGGGUGUAUGGAAAUCGAACAGCUAAUUGUGCAAAUUUGUUACCACUCAAGACCGUUUUGCGUGGCUGCUGGGGUGUAUUCAUUACGUCUUACAACGGAAACCGUUUAAGAACCAAACGGAAGCAAACAGCGCAAACGGGAACGAAACUGAGAGGGACAUACCAGAAUUUGGCCAAUAGAAAGUCGUUUUCAUUGCGAAACGUUUUCUGUUUGGAGUAAACGUUUUGCAACAGAAUUGGCGUAAUGAAUACAGCCCUGAUGUGUCUCUGUUUCAGUGUGUCUUCGACCGCAGAGAUGAGGCAUAUCACAGUGCGAAAAGCAGCUGAUGGCCGUGUUGUUUUAUCCAAGUGCCAGAAGUACCAAUUGUAUCAUUGCCCCUUCUGCCAGCCCUCCAUUUUCAAGCCCCGAGACUAUGCCAGUGUGUCGGCACACAUUGAGUCUCACAGAUUGAAGGCUGUGCUGCAUAGAGAGUUCACAAUAUUCAUCUGCCAUUUGGAGUGCAGAGCAGCAAAGCAUUUCCACUGCCCAUACUGCCCCAAGACCUAUGUAAAUAGGAGUGAUUUUACCAAACACAUUCCACAAUGUGAGUCAGUACGUGGGCGAGCCCCAGGUGCAACUGCCAGAGCCCCAGAUGUAACCAGUGCAACUGCAAGAGGCCCAGAUGUAACCAGUGCAACUGCGAGAGGCCCAGAUGUAACAAGUGCAACUGCGAGAGGCCCAGAUGUAACCAGUGCAACUGCGAGAGGCCCAGAUGUAACCAGUGCAGCUGUGAGAUGUCCAGAUGCAGCCAGUGCAGCUGCGAGAGGCCCAGAUGCAACCAGUGCAACUGCGAGAGGCCCAGAUGCAGCCAGUGCAACUGCGAGAGGCCCAGAUGUAACCAGUGCAACUGCGAGAGGCCCAGAUGCAGCCAGUGUAACUGCGAGAGCCCCAGAUGUAACCAGUGCAACUGCGAGAGGCCCAGAUGCAGCCAGUGCAAGUGCGAGAGGCCCAGAUGCAGCCAGUGCAAGUGCGAGAGGCCCAGAUGUAACCAGUGCAACUGCGAGAGGCCCAGAUGCAGCCAGUGCAACUGCGAGAGGCCCAGGUGCAGCCAGUGCAACUGCGAGAGGCCCAGGUGCAGCCAGUGCAACUGCGAGAGGCCCAGAUGUAACCAGUGCAACUGUGAGAGGCCCAGAUGUAACCAGUGCAACUGUGAGAGGCCCAGAUGUAACCAGUGCAACUGUGAGAGGCCCAGGUUCAGCGUGUCCAGCUGUGAGACCUGCAAGCAAGAGGAAAAUCAAAUGUCGUAACUGCAGUUUAUGGCUUAACAAAAAUAACCUGACGAAACAUCAACUAAGGAAGCAUACAUCUGCUGAGAAGGACAUUACAGCUCACUCCAAUCUCAAGAGUCAGUGCUUUGUCCAGGACAAUUGGGUGUUUGCAGAGGAUCAACACAUUUUCCCUGUCUCUCCUUCUCCUGCGCUCAUUCGGGAAAUGCUUACCAAGCAAGAGGUGAUACUGGAACAACAGACACUCAUCCUACGACUGUUACAAACAGGACAGCAAAAUGGAGCAGAAUAUGCGAUUGAAGAAGGCCUUCUGCCGUUGAAGGAUCAGCAAGGUCUCCAGAGCCUGGAAACUGAUCUUCAGGGGGCUGACUUCAAAGUUAAACUGAUUAACCACUUGAGCCUAAUUGGGGGAUGCGAUGUGAAAGAUGCUGUGUGGCGUUUAAUGAGGCGCACAAUUUCCAAUGCGCUGGCAAAAAACAUGAAUUGGAGAGGAGUAAAUCGGAAAAUCUCUCUUGCAUCCCUUCAACUGAGAGAGGUUUUGAUUGCUGUUGUCCGGAAGAAUCCGUUAACAUCUAGAGCGUCCGAAAGUGAUGUGGAGUCGGUCAUGAAAAAGUGGUUGCAGCUGGCGGCAUACCGGGAAGGAGGAAGAAGGAGACGAGACAGGAGUGUGGCAGCCCCUGUGCCAUGAUGGACUUGGGGAAAAGGGUGUAUUUAAGUGAUAGUGCCCAAGAAGCCGUGGUUUGGAUGAUAUAUUUGUCAAGGGCCGGCAAACCGUGCCAAUAUAACCUCCAAAUCACGGCUUGGAGGGCAUUAUCACUUUUAUGCAACGGUUACUGACAUAUUCAAAUAAUGAUUGACAUAUUUUCAUUCAACUUUAUUUUGAUGAAUUUAUUCAUACUAUUUCCUUCCUUCCAUGAGAUAUAGUCCCGACACAAAUCUAAGCUGCUUGUUGCCAACCAAGCCAACUGGUCAUUAGUUCUAUGUGUUCUAUGCCAAGCUAUCUAAGCUAAAUGGCUAUACUAGACAAAAGAAAGAUAUAAGGAUGCUCUGACGAAGGCAUAAUUGCCGAACCACGUUAGCCUGCUCGGCCAAAAAUAAAAUGGUGAAAUGA
This is a messenger RNA of Coregonus clupeaformis (lake whitefish), 2498 nucleotides long. RefSeq lists its product as uncharacterized. The record is from RefSeq and is a predicted model, not a curated record. Lineage: Eukaryota; Metazoa; Chordata; Actinopteri; Salmoniformes; Salmonidae. The transcript is spliced from 6 exons. Bases 366 to 2075 code for a protein of 569 amino acids.